Megalops cyprinoides (Indo-Pacific tarpon) is the source of this 2028-nucleotide messenger RNA. It is a transcript of the gene shmt1, whose product is annotated as serine hydroxymethyltransferase 1 (soluble). Bases 228 to 1679 code for a protein of 483 amino acids. The transcript is spliced from 12 exons. Gene Ontology annotation, cellular component: cytoplasm; nucleus; cytosol. Gene Ontology annotation, molecular function: mRNA regulatory element binding translation repressor activity; zinc ion binding; pyridoxal phosphate binding. NCBI's taxonomy places the organism in Eukaryota, Metazoa, Chordata, Actinopteri, Elopiformes, Megalopidae. Gene Ontology annotation, biological process: L-serine catabolic process; protein homotetramerization; folic acid metabolic process. The record is from RefSeq and is a predicted model, not a curated record.
AUGAGCUUCAACUCCUCCAAAUUAUGCGUGGAAGAAGCGUAGUUCUACAGAACACGCCUCUCUGUAACGCGAUUGGGUGGAAGUUUGGCGGAUUUUUAUUACCGCGGGUGAGCCUGGUGCGUCAAGUUCAACAACGAACGUCAGCUGUUUGUUAGCUGGUUAUUGACGUACCGCCAAAAAGGGCAUUUUUUUGCAUUGCAUCUCAUUGCUGGAAAGAAGAAGCAGACAUGUCAUUCAUCAACGGUAAACACCUGAGCAAGGACACCUGGGAUUCUCACAGCAGGAUGAUGCUGGAGCCUCUUUGCACCAACGAUGCGGAGGUGUAUGCCCUCAUCAAGAAAGAGAAGAAAAGACAGACGUAUGGGUUGGAGCUCAUUGCCUCUGAGAACUUUGCCAGCAGGGCAGUCCUGGAAGCCCUUGGUUCCUGCAUGAAUAAUAAAUAUUCUGAGGGCUACCCUGGGCAGAGAUAUUACGGAGGCACAGAGUUUGUGGAUGAACUUGAGAGGCUGUGCCAGAAGAGAGCCCUGGAGGUGUACGGCCUCGAUGCAGACAAGUGGGGGGUCAAUGUGCAGGCAUACUCUGGGUCUCCGGCUAACUUCGCCGUGAUGACAGCCCUGGUACAGCCCCACGGAAGGAUCAUGGGUCUAGACCUGCCAGAUGGGGGUCACCUCACCCAUGGCUUCAUGACCGACAAGAAGAAAGUAUCUGCAACCUCCAUGUUCUUUGAGUCCAUGGCCUAUAAGGUCAACCCCGACACCGGUUAUAUAGACUAUGAUCGCCUUGAAGAGAAUGCCCGUCUCUUCCACCCUAAGUUGAUAAUUGGAGGUGCCAGCUGCUACUCUCGCCAUGUGGACUACGGCCGGAUGAGGAAGAUAGCAGACGAGAACGGAGCUUACCUCAUGUCAGACAUGGCCCACAUUAGUGGGAUGGUUGCUGCUGGAGUGGUGCCCUCUCCUUUCGAUUACUGUGACGUCGUCUGCACCACUACCCACAAGACUCUGAGGGGGUGUAGAUCCGGGCUCAUCUUUUACCGAAAAGGGGUGCGCAGUGUUGACCCAAAGACUGGUAAGGAGACCCUCUACAACCUGGAGACCCUGAUCAACCAGGCUGUCUUCCCUGGGCUGCAGGGGGGGCCACACAAUCAUGCCAUUGCAGGAGUUGCUGUAGCCCUGAAGCAGGCCCUGACCCCUGAAUUUAAAGCCUACCAGAUGCAGAUCCUAGCGAAUUGCCAAGCCCUGGUAGCUGCCCUGCUUGAGAAAGGCUAUAAACUCGUCACAGGUGGCUCUGACAACCACCUGGUCUUGGUUGACCUGCAUUCAAAGGGCACAGAUGGUGGACGGGCGGAGAAGGUUCUGGAAGCCUGUGCCAUUGCCUGCAACAAAAACACAUGCCCAGGAGACAAAAGUCCACUUCGCCCCAGUGGCAUUCGAUUUGGAACCCCUGCUCUCACAUCCAGAGGGUUACUGGAAGAUGACUUCCAUAAAGUUGCCGAGUUUAUCCACAGAGGCAUCGAGUUGACCUUGGAGAUUCAAUCAAGCAUGAACCCCAAGGCCACUUUAAAGGAGUUUAAGGAAGUGCUGGCACAAGAUGAGAAGUACCAAACAAAGAUCAAAGAAAUCCGAGAGGAGGUGGAGACCUUUUCUGGGAAGUUUCCCAUGCCUGGACAGCCGGAGCUGUGAACGAUUAGAGCAGGAUUUUGGCCUCUGUUCCAUUCUGUUGUAUGUUAUUUUGAGUCAUCCUUUCUGUCAGGAUAAUCUCGUCUGAUAUUCUGAAAAGCUGUAUUUCAUUUAAACCGGGAUGAUUGUGAAAGUAAGAUAAUUUUAAGGGUGCUGGCCUCUUGUCUUUAAAUGUUUCUGAAAUUGUGAACCACGUGCCUACUGAAACUCAAUGAUUUACAUCAUUCUAUGAGCUUCCGAAGUGUUUGCCAAAUAAAUCAUUCCAUGGUUGAUUGUUCAAUGAUUUGAUGUCAAAAGAUUGUCCAAAGAUAUGUGAAGUGGCCAGAAUUGAUUAAAAAGCAAAUUUAUGCAA